AUGACAACUGGUAGAAAGGUCUGCGUCAUUGGAUGCGGUAAUUGGGGCACCGCAGCUGCUAAACUUGUAGCAGAAAACGCUAUAAGGUACCCAGAAUUUGAUGAUCAAGUACGUAUUUGGGUAUUGGAGGAAACCUUUGAAGGACGCAAACUUAGUGAAAUCAUAAACACUGACCAUGAAAAUAAGAAGUAUUUAGCCGGAAUCAAGCUUCCUCAUAACUUACUAGCGGUACCAGACAUGAAAGAAUGCGUCCUAGAAUCUGAUGUUUUUGUUGUUGUAGUUCCACACCAAUUUGUACUCAGCACCAUCAACAAAAUGAAGGAAUUGGGCCCUUUGAAACAGGGAUCACUCGCUAUCAGCCUUGUUAAAGGUAUUGAACUCACUGGAAGCACUGUUUCAUGUUUCACCAACUCCAUUGAAGCUGUACUUGGUAUCCCAUGCCUGGCACUCUCCGGUGCCAAUGUGGCGUUCAACGUUGCUAAGGAGGAGUUCAGUGAGGCAACUAUUGGUUACAACGACAAAACACAUGCACAAUUGUUCCAAAAACUAUUCGACCGACCUUACUUCAAGAUCAACUGUGUCCGUGGUGUAGCAGCUGUACAAGUAUUCGGGGCUAUCAAGAAUGUUGUUGCUAUAUCUGCAGGAUUCUGUGACGGGUUGGGUCUCGGCUCAAACACCAAAGCUGCCAUCAUGAGGAUAGGCCUUAUGGAGAUUUGCAAAUUCUCAAGCAAGUUCUUCGAAGAUGAUUACAUCAACGUAGUAUUCGAAAGCGCCGGUGUAGCAGACCUUAUCACCACUUGCAUAGGUGGAAGGAAUGUACUCUGCGCAGCUGAGUUUGCUAGACAUAAUGGCAAAAAGUCUUGGAGCGAUAUUGCUAACGAGAUGCUUGGCGGCCAGGUACUACAGGGAACUUCCACAAGCAAAGAGGUAUACAAUGUACUUGUUGCUAACAAGCUAGAGCAAGAAUUCCCAUUGUUUGUUAUUACCUACCAAAUUGCUUACGAAGGAGUACCACCUACUGAACUCAUUCGCAAGUUCUCGGACGUGCCUGAAUUCCAAAGGCACACUAGUUACCUUACCUCUGGCGAUAACGACUCUAAUAACCAAUCUAACGGUGACCAUUGGGAGAUCCGUAAACGAAGGGUACAAGAAGCAGAGCAUUUCCGUAACCUUGGUAACGAAAGUUUUAAACGCGGAUUUCUGGAAUCAGCUAUCGACUAUUAUUCAAAAGCCAUCGACUGCUAUCCAGAUAACUUCGAAUACUAUACCAACAGGGCACUUUGCUACAAGAAACAACAAAAGUGGCAAAAUGUCGCUAAUGAUGUACGUGCUGCGCUAAACCUUGAUGAAGAUUCCGUCAAAGCACACUACUACCUUGGACAAGCACUAAUUCACCUAGGUGAACCUGAAGAAGGCCUUAAAAAACUCACGAAAGCUAAAACGCUCUCGGAGCAUUAUAGGAUCCCAUACCUUAAUGAGAUAGAAGAUGAGAUCCUGAGAGCCAAAAAAUUUGUAUGGCUAAAUCAGGAUUCAGCUUUCGUACAGGAACUAUGUAGCUUCAAAGAAUACGUAGAGGAUGCUAUUGACCGAGAUAAGAAAAACGGUCUAUUAUCGGAAGAUGAUCAUAAACACCGGUUAUCGCAAUAUUCCACUGUAUUUAACGAACUAGAUAAAGCAAGGGAACGACAUAUACCCAGCUACCUCUGCUGCAAGAUAUCAAUGUGUAUCAUGAAGGACCCCGUAGUAUCUCCAAGUGGAAUAACAUACGAACGAGAGCUGUUAGAACAGCAUUUCAAGUGUAAUGGAGAAUUCGACCCCGUUACAAGGGAACCGUGCUCGAGUAAGAGCAUAUACCCAAACUACUCCAUUAAAGAAGCAAUUGAUCUUUUUUUGAAGGAGAAUCCAUGGGCUUACGACGAAUAA
Messenger RNA from Babesia sp. Xinjiang, 1923 nucleotides. RefSeq names its product Glycerol-3-phosphate dehydrogenase. The record is from RefSeq and is a predicted model, not a curated record. Gene Ontology annotation, biological process: carbohydrate metabolic process; glycerol-3-phosphate catabolic process; protein ubiquitination. The transcript has 10 exons. Lineage: Eukaryota; Apicomplexa; Aconoidasida; Piroplasmida; Babesiidae. Gene Ontology annotation, cellular component: cytosol; glycerol-3-phosphate dehydrogenase (FAD) complex. Gene Ontology annotation, molecular function: glycerol-3-phosphate dehydrogenase [NAD(P)+] activity; NAD binding; protein homodimerization activity. Bases 1 to 1923 code for a protein of 640 amino acids.